Molecule: messenger RNA, 944 nt
Organism: Durusdinium trenchii
Lineage: Eukaryota; Dinophyceae; Suessiales; Symbiodiniaceae
Source: the annotation of a GenBank genome assembly
AGAGAUGGUGAUGAUAUAUGUUCCAUGAUGUUCCGUGGCAAGCCCCAGAUGGUUCGAAUGUGUUUGCAAAGCGUUGUCCGUUAUUGUUUCUAGCAACUGGAAGUUACAUUCAUUCCCCAAGUCGAGUGAGGACGUUGUUUAAGUCAAUCAAGUGUAGUUGAGUUUGAGUUGUUUGCCGAAGCUCCUUUGGCUCUUCGGAAACUGGUGCAGAAGCCAUGCCUCGCUUGGCGGCGGUUGGUGUCGCGGCCGUGGCUGCUUUUGCAGCGGGUGCGGCCUUUGUUGUUGCACCAGCCCGAGCUCCAUUGGCUCCCACCCCGCCACUCGCGUCUGGAGCGAGUGGAUCUGCUACUCAGUCUGCCGGCUGGGGCUUGGCUGCCGCAGGCAUCGCUUUCGGUGCGCAUGUUGGCCUUGCUGCAGCUUGGCGUGCUAGAGCUGCGACUGCAGCCCGAGCAGAGGGUGGAGGCAAGCCCUACGUGGAGACGCCUGCCGAUGAGCGCCUGUUUGAGCAGGUCUACUUGCAGUACACUUCCGAGUACAUGAAGGGCCCAAUGUACUGGCACCCUGACAAGAUGCAGGGAUUUGCCCCAGACUAUCCUGGACGUCCCAUUGUGAAGAACGGCAAGUACACUAGCAAUGUGAUCGGAAACCUGAAGGCCUUCAGCUCCAACGAGCUUGCGUUCCUUUCCAUGCUCUUCUUCGGUGUUGGUCUGUAUGGCAACCUUCAGUUCAACUAUUACGACCCCCAGUGGGCAAAGGUUGAUGCUGGUGGAUACUUCAACGCCUCUUACAUUGUGGAGUCGCUGCUGUUGCCCAUCUCCUUCUUCAUGCACAUUGCCUGCUACAUUCAGAAGCAGAACGGCAAGUAAGCACCAAGCAGUUGGCCGAGUCAAUUGGUUCCAAAAGCUGAGCCUUUUUUGAAGACGGCUGCAUGCUUGGCUCAAAAA